GCAAAAGCUGCUGCUGCAUCCUUAGUCGUUGUCGACAGCUCACUAUCUCUUUCGUUCGUUCGACAACAAGAGAGUAAACAACAUCUCACCAUGCCUCACUCUUUCGGUAUCAGGGCGCGAACGCGUCACAUGUUCAGGAAGAACAUCAAGGACCAUGGAAUGCCUUCUAUGGCUACUUUCUUGGUGGACUACCGAGUCGGAGAUAUCGUCGAUAUCAAGGCCAACGCUUCGGAGCAGAAAGGUCUUCCUCACAAAUUCUACCACGGAAAAACCGGUAUCGUCUACAACGUUACUCCCCGUGCAGUCGGUGUGAUCGUUUACAAAGUCGUCAAUGGACGAUACCUUGAGAAACGAGUCAACGUCCGAGUCGAGCACGUCCGACACUCUAAAUGCCGAAAAGAAUUCUUGGACAGAGUCAAAUCCAACGCUCAAAAGAAGAAGGAGGCAAAGGAGAAGGGAGAGACCGUUCAACUCAAACGUCAACCCGUCAUGCCCCGUGAAAGCAGAGUCGUCAGCAUCAAGAACAAUGUUCCUCAGACUUUGACCGUCCAACCAUACGAGACUACCAUCUAAGGAGUGUCUGGUCGCUUUGGGCAGGUGGAGAUGGCUAGGAGUUUGUACGAUGCUGCAUGGAUAAUGUGGCCUACGACGA
Kockovaella imperatae is the source of this 652-nucleotide messenger RNA. Its product is annotated as 60s ribosomal protein l21-a. The transcript is spliced from 4 exons. Gene Ontology annotation, molecular function: structural constituent of ribosome. The record is from RefSeq and is a predicted model, not a curated record. The coding region runs from base 91 to 573 and encodes 160 amino acids. Gene Ontology annotation, biological process: translation. Lineage: Eukaryota; Fungi; Basidiomycota; Tremellomycetes; Tremellales; Cuniculitremaceae. Gene Ontology annotation, cellular component: cytosolic large ribosomal subunit; ribosome.